Plenodomus lingam JN3 is the source of this 861-nucleotide messenger RNA. RefSeq lists its product as uncharacterized. The record is from RefSeq and is a predicted model, not a curated record. NCBI's taxonomy places the organism in Eukaryota, Fungi, Ascomycota, Dothideomycetes, Pleosporales, Leptosphaeriaceae.
AUGUUUCCAAGUGUAAGAGAGCGUGCACAGGCGUUUCUGAAUGGAGGGCAAGCAACUAUACAGACACCACCGCCGCCACCACCAGCACCAUCAAAGACAUUGAAUACUACCACCAAGACAGUGCCAACGAAGCCUGCUGCGAGACCCACAAAGCCCUCACCGCCACCAUCAACACGAUCGAAAGCAACGCCGUCGAAAGCACCAGCAGCGAAAGCCGCCCCUGCUAAAGCCACGGCGCCAGCGCCAUCAACACCCUCGAAAGCAGCGCCUGCAAAAUCAAUAUUUUCAAGAGCUUCACCUGUAAAGGAAAAGACUCCGCCAAAAGCUGCCUCAUCUAAACCAUCUGCGUCCAAAUCCUCUUCCUCGAAACCUACGCCAGCCAAAUCAGCGCCUUCAAAACCCGCUCCUUCCAAGUCUACACCGUCGAAGCCUAUACCUUCAAGAACAAAAUCGACGCCAGCGAAACCGACCCCUUCAAAAGUUGCGCGACCCAGAUUUACACGUUCAAAGUCUGCUAGCAGUACCUCAUCAUCUAGUUCUGAUGACGAUCUGCCAGAACUCACACCAGGCGAUCAACAGGUCGCCGAUUUGCGAGCAGCGAUCCUGAAACAAGCUUCCAGCGUCACCGGCCUUCAAGGUCGCUCCCUGGCUCUCAAUCUCAAGAAGACAUCAUCGAACGAAUGGUACGCCGCACUCAAAGACACUGGUUCGGACAAAUAUUUGAAGAUGUGGAUGAAUCGCAAAGACACAUAUGACACGCAGAUUGAGGCGCUCGAAGCCUAUCUGCGAUUUGUGACAAAGAGGAAAGAGAGUAUGCAACUCUUCCCUAUGAGUCCAAAGAUGGGCAGUAAGAGCAAGUGA